Molecule: messenger RNA, 3723 nt
Organism: Suricata suricatta (meerkat)
Lineage: Eukaryota; Metazoa; Chordata; Mammalia; Carnivora; Herpestidae
Gene: PKD1L3
Product: polycystin 1 like 3, transient receptor potential channel interacting
Biological process (GO): detection of mechanical stimulus
Cellular component (GO): membrane
Molecular function (GO): calcium channel activity; calcium ion binding
Source: RefSeq, a predicted model, not a curated record
AUGUUCUUGAGAGGAAGAAUCUGGCUUUGGUUAUACAUCAGAACAGGUAUCAUUCUGGGAAGUGAGCUAAAUAGCCCAGAGCAACAUGGUAAAAAUAAUUGUUAUCAGUGUAGGUUUGAGGAAGCAGAAAACCACUGCCGUGUCCAGGGAGGACGCCUUGCUUACACUUGGAACCUGGGGGUUCGAGAUCUUCUCUGGGACUUUCUGGAAAAAGGGAACCGAAAAAACAGCAGCCUGGACAGUGACCUUGACCUGCGCCAGCGUGCAGCUGGAGGGGUUCCCUUUGGUUCCAUUGGCUUCCACAUAGAUGCCUUUUCAGACCAAGAUGAAGGAAAUGGAAAUAGUUCUCAUUUAUCCUGGAGACUCGAGAAGAUGAGAGGAGAAGUUGCAAUCCCAAGAAACAAAAUGACCUCAGAUCUCCAGCUGAAAUACAGGAUCAGGAGCACCAGGGUGGCGCAGCGGCUGCUCACCCUGCCAGCGCGUGUCCACACCCGGCUCGUGCUGGUCUUCACAGCGGUCAGAGGAGCGAUGCUUGACCACCCACGUCAGCUCAGCUCGUGCGACUGCUCCUCAAUGGCCCUGCGGUGCUGGAAACACUGCCUUCAUCUUCAGGGGAGGACUCCCACCCUGAGGUCUUCACCUCUCACCUGCAAAUACCAUUUCCGGCGGCGAUGCCGAGGUAAAUACGGGAAACCGGCCGCCCUGGGUCCCUGUGCGGCGCUGCAGAAGCACUCCUGGUCCUCUGUGCUGGCGAUGUUGCGGGAGCUCAUGCGAGGAAGGGGCCUAAUUCACCCCUCACCUCCGAGCAGACUCGACCUAAGAGUGCCUGACGGAUGGGCGUGUCCCGAUCAGAAGCAAGCGCUAAACAAGUCCAUGGGGUCCCCCGAGGGGAAAAAUAUGCUGGAAAUGGCCAGGCUGGCCCUUGGGAAGAAGGAAACAUUUCUACAGCAGAACCAUUUUUCUGAGUCUUCAGUGACUUUGACCUCUAUCGUUGCUUCUCUGAUGCUGAGCAGCCAAAACGUGUCAACCUGGCCCCUGAGCUCCUGUACUCUUGGGACUCCAGCACCUGUGAGGUUAGGCUUCCCCUCAGCCUUGGCUCUGGAGGAGCUCUUCAACAGACACCCGGGUUUUGGGGUUGAGAUUGAUGGCGGCAGCUUCACGCCAUUCAGGGAUGUUGAUGACAGAGACAUUGCUGGUAGCACUGGAGGUGUACUGCUAAACUCUAAUCAUAAACUGUCCCAAGUCCCUGAUUUAGUGGAAGAUGUUGAGAUCGUGCCGCAGAGAAACGUUAGCCUGGGAACCUAUCCUACCAGCACCAACAUGAGUUCAGACCGUCUUAUUAUCUCCGUGAGCCUCACUUCCCUGGAGAAGUCCCUGACCGUGUGCACAGAGCCUGAAAGUCCGCCUUGAGUGACACUCUACCUGGGGUUCCAGUGUCAGCCUAGCCACGCCUGCAUCCACCUUCCGAAGAAUCAGGGGUGGCAAAAAGAUGAGGAAUAUACAUGGGUGUUGACUCCAGAGAGUCUGCGGAUGGGCACCUACUGUGUGACAGCCCGCCCUGCUCUCAGCGGUAACUGCCAUCGCCGCUGUCAUUUCUGGGACAGCCACAACAGCAUGUGGAAGACCACAGGGAGCCAAGUAGGAAGCCACACCUCUUCUCUUUCUCUUCUGCCUGAGCUGGCACCCCUGGUCUCCUCCAUGAUUGGAGAAGAGCUCACGCAGGUCAUCGGUUUUGGCUUGGCAUCCUGGCACCAGCCCCCCGGAGUCGAGAGGGUCUCUAGCUGCACGACCUUGCUUCUGUGCGACAUGCUCUGGAGGAAGCGUGGCGGCACUGCGGAGCGAGCGGGCACGGCGCGGUGGGCACGGCGCUCCCCUCGCUGCCCUGCGCCCGCCCUCCCUGCGGAGCCAGGAACGCGCCCCUGCCGCGCCUUGGCUUCCCCCGCUGCCCGGACACUCACAGCCCAGCGGGCUUCCGCGGGCCCGGUUCGCGCUGGGUCCAUGUGCUGUGACCCUGUCCGCACCGCUCAUCAGUUCCAAACUGCUGUCCUCCUCUGCCUGCGCAGUCUUGUGAUCCUGAUCCAGUCACAGGAACCCCUGCCUCUUCCUCCCUUCCAGGCUUCCUGCCUCUCAGAUGCCCCCUCUGAGCCUCUAACAGAGGUGACCGAGUCCAAGCUGAAUACAGAAACGAAAUGUUCACCAUUACUUGGUUCAACAGAUAAGACCAACCCCAUCGAUACAGCCCCAGCCGUCAGCAGCCCCGGUAAGCGCCCAGACAGAACCUUGAAGGAGAAGAAACUUCUCAAGCUGACGGGAGAUACUUUGGAACACAUCCUCUUCCUCGUCUUGUUGAUGACUGUGGUCUACUCAGCACGGAGCGUUUCCCCCCAUUUCUCAAAGAUCAGACUUCCCAGAUUCCUGGAAGAGCUCCUGCUGGGUCCCUGGGCAGGAGGGAUGGACCCUGGACUGUGGCUGAGAAGCACUGGAACUGCGUCUCCGAGCUCUUCAGGAUCCAUAGCCAGGACCAGCGUUUACAGACCUGGUUCUGGAGGGAUGGUGUCUCCCCAUGAACAAGUGAAGCCAUCUCAGCAAGAUCAGGAUACAGAGAGUAAUGAAGUAAAGUGGGGCUCCCAUGAUAUGAACAUCACAAAGUCAGACAACGUUUGGCAUUUUCAGGAUCAAGAGAUAGCGGGUGGCUACCCUGUCCACGGGGAGUUUGCCACUUACUCAGGAGGGCAGGCUGUGGAGACUGGAAGAAGCUCCAGUGCUGCAGUCAGUUUCUGGGAGGUAAAUGCAGUAGAAGGAGCGUGCUUCAGCUCGCUGAGGCUGGACACUUUUUCCCUUCAGGCAUCCAAGAAGGACUUUGCCUGGUUUGUCAUCUCACAAGUCCUCUAUCAUCUCCUACUCUGUUACUAUGCCUUCGUACAAGGUCGUCGGCUGAAAGAACUGAGGUGGCGGUUCUUCACUAGGAAAAGAAACAUCCUCAACACAAGCAUAAUUCUCAUUAGCUUUGUCAUCCUGGGUCUUGACAUGAAGCUUACUUCUCUGCAUAAGGAAAACAUGGCACAAUACCACUGUGACCAUAACAGGUAAGGAGACGGAGGAGGAAAGGCUAUUCCUAGUCCACCCGCCGUCCUUCAGCUCAGGGGCUUCCCAGUUCUACUGGCUCCUACUGUUCAGCUGUGGAACCUGCUGCAUCGGAACCCCAGGCUGCAGGUCAUCGGCACAACAUUCAGCAGCGCUUGGGACGAGGUAGUGGGUUUCUUGCUGGUCAUCCCGAUCCUGCUGACAAGCUAUGCUAUUGCUUUCAACCUGCUGUUUGGAUGGUGCACCUCGGACUACCAAACUUUUUUCUGCUCAGCAGCGACCGCUGGUGGUCUCCUGACGGGAAUCUCUCAUCACAAGGAGGUUGUUGCUUCAUAGCCAAUCCUGGGUUCUUUUCUGAUCUUCACUAGUGUCCUCUUGAUGGUACUUGUGAUCCUUAACCUUUUUCUUUCUGUCAUCCUCAUGGCCUUUGGUUAAAGAAAGUCAACUCUCAGAGAAGGUGCACUGAUAGAUACGGUGCUGCAGACAGUUUGCCAGGAAUCGAGCGGCGCCAUAACACAAGAGCAAAUGGCCAUGAUAGCAAUGGGCAUUAACACUGGAGUUUUAAAAGGCAUUCCAGCUCACUACCCAAGAGACUUGAGUACUUCUAUUAAGGCAACUGGAAGCCCACUUUAUCCUUGA